Mya arenaria is the source of this 4241-nucleotide messenger RNA. RefSeq lists its product as uncharacterized. The transcript has 3 exons. Bases 747 to 3647 code for a protein of 966 amino acids. NCBI's taxonomy places the organism in Eukaryota, Metazoa, Mollusca, Bivalvia, Myida, Myidae. The record is from RefSeq and is a predicted model, not a curated record. Gene Ontology annotation, cellular component: membrane.
CUGGAGAGAUACAUGUUUUUAUUCUUCGUGUUUUUGUAUGAUUGAUAACAAAUGUUAUUAUUGUGUUUGCAGAAUUUCUGUGGAUGAAAGAAGAAAACAUCAAUAAAAACAGGUGUUAUUCAAGUAGGAAGUUCUAGGAUAUGCUAAAAAAUUGUGAUCUUUAUUAUAGCUUCUACAUGCAGUCUCAUUGACAGUUUUACAUCUUACAUAUUAAAGUGCUAGUGAAUUGUUUUCAACCAAAUCAAAAGUAAAUACAUUUUACUUGAGAACUAUGAAUUAAUUUGGGUUUGAAAAGAACUGUAGACUUUAUUAUAGAUUCAACACGCAGUUUCAUUGAAUGUUUUACAUCGUGUUACUGGAUUGUUUUCGGCCAAACCAAGAGAUGGAUUAAGAAUGAAUUGGGGUCUAAAUGGAUCUGGGAUAAUAGUCCAUAGAACAUUGAUCCCAACAUUCUGACGUGUAUGACAUAUGUCCGGGUUUGUUGCGGAACACCAUAUGGUGAUAAAGCAAAGUUCAGUGCCUUUUUCAUGCGGUGCUAAGAAAACGUAAGCUAAUGUCUGUUACAUGUGGUAAUUUGCUUACUAAUUGAUAUCGUACGAAUCAGUCUACAAUGUACACACAAAGGAUAACUUUAGUGUAACGAGAUGGUAAAUGCAUAGUUUUGGUGAACAUUGUGGAUAUUGACUGUUAAACAUAUAUUCUUCGAUUUUUGUUAUAUUGUUUUAUAUGAAGUGCAAUAAUUUACGAUGAAAAUGUUCGGAGCUACGUUAAAUAUAUUCGUGUUGUCGAUAUUUAUCAGUUAUGUUUUAAGUGAUGUUAAUGUUGAAUCGAACAAGCACGACAGAUCUAUAAAUGAAAUAAAGGAAAAUGUUACUCAUGAACUCGAUAAUAAAAUCACUACCGAAAAUCCUAACGUGGUAUACAAAGAAACGGCAAACACUCGUUCCACUGAAAACCCAUCCUUGGUCAAGAACCAGGAUACGACCGAACACCAGAGGAGCGAAAUGUACGGGUCUACUCCACCUCCGAUCAAAACAUUAAAUGGACAUUCACACGCUAUGGACCCAAUUGAUAAGUACUUGGUCGGGGGAAUACUUGAUAUAGUUGAUGGGAAGUUUGAAACGUUGAAUAAACGUGUCAUGACUUUGGAACGAGGGAUCAAUAAUAUGCAGUAUUACAAUGUACGCAGUUUCAGAGUUGUUAAUACUCACUUACAUGCAGUUGAUACCAUUCUCCAUAGUCUACACACACAAGUUAAUCAGGUGGAACAACACAGCCAACUGUUUGAACAAAGUAUAGGAUCUGUCAAACACGAAGUUACUGACCUCCAUACAAAUAAUUAUGCCAUGCUUCAAGCCAUUGAACAAAACCUUGCCUUUUAUCAUGCAGACUUACAAAGUAGACUAAGUGAGGUUCAUCGGGAAAUUGAAAACACAAACCAGCGAAUAGAUGAUAUGAAAAAUGAAACUUCUGAGUUUAGCAAAGAGGUUGAUGGACUACGAUUGAACCAGGAGAGCAUACAGAUGGGCAUGGCAUCAGCGAAUGCGUUAUCAAAGGAACUCAUUAAAUCAUCGCACUUGACUCUGAAUGAAACACAAAUGAUUAAAGAGAGGUCUAAAGACAUUGAAAUUCAAGGUUAUAGCAUGAAUAAAAUUAUAGAGAUAAUAGCUAGAAAUGUUUCUAUGAUAUCAAAAGAUUCCGAUGAAAUGCGAAACGCCAUGUCCCUGAUUCUUGCAAAUAUAUCAACAAAUGAGAUACAUAUGAGAGCAAGAAGGCCCCAUGUCGGAGAACCAGAAAGUGUUCUUGACGGUGAUUACGCAAACGAAACAUUCCAGGAGCUACGUGUGACCAAAGAGCAGACACACAUAUCCUGUGCAAAGGUAUUUGAGCUUCUGGAUGAAAAAUUGAAACACAUGAAUGUGACAGUUUCAUCCACCAAAGACAACUCACCACGAGAAGAUUGUUCUUCUUCAAAAGAUUUUCCCGCUGAUUUCAAAAAUCAAUCAAGGAAGCUUAUGCGAGCACUUGCUACCGUCAAUGAGAAUGUGUACCAAUCAGUUACACUUUACAGACACACUGGCAAUCUUAUAGAACGUGUUAUUUCAGACACUGACAUUGUUGCACAAGAACAGAUGAAACUUAGAGAGGAUUUAGUAAAUUUUCUCCUCAACGGUACGUUUGAACUCUUUAACCGAUCCUUACCAGAAUUUUCCGAUCUUAAUUCGCGAACACAAACCACACAAAAUACAAAUGAACACACAGAUGAGAACAAGUGUGUCUUGAGUGAACAUAUACUACAAGAAAUGUCCUAUCUGUCGAAGAACAGCUCUCAGUUAAUUGAAUUAAUGACAGAUAUAGCUUCCAGUAGCUCGGGUGCACUGAAGGAUUCACUAAAUAAAUUAAACAAAGAGAUUGAACUAUUAAGCAAACAAUCCCCUUCGUUUGAGAAUUUCAAAUUGCCCGAGCAUGCAGAGGCGUUUUCUAAGGAUGAGCCGAAAACUGGAAAUAACAUCUUAAGAGACAUUCAGAACAAAACGGACUUGAUUUAUCUCUUUGCUGAAGCUAUAGCAUCAAAUACUGGUUGGAUACCAUUUGUUUACCACAGGGUGAAGUAUGUAGAAAAUCAAGUUAACAAAUCAUUAAAUAUAAUUACUGGAAUGGACACAAAAACCGAAGAAAUCCUUCUGAGACAGAAGGCAAAUAUGGCAUUUAUGUUUAAACCAAUUAAGAAACAUCUAGAUGAACUAGCUGACGACUUGAAUUUUGAUUCCAAGUCACAGCAAGCGGAUAAGAUAUCUUCUUCAACACCCAGUACAAUGGAAACAGAACCAAUCGUUUCAACAACACCAGUUACACAAAAUACAGCUGAAUUCGAAGCUGGUUUUGGCGAGAGUUCACAAGAGGAACAAGGAGAAAAUGUUUUAUCAUCCGCUUUGAAUGGAAUGGUGGAAUUUAUGUUCCAAACAUCGAAGAAAGUUAACCGGUUGAUUCCGGCCUUAACACAUCUUCUAGGUGAACCAGAACCAUACAUCACACUGAUAGAUGGCGGCACAGAUCGGGGAGGGCGUGUCGAGAUUUACCACAAGGGGGAAUGGGGUACGAUAGCCACGCCCAUUAACCACGUGGAAGCUUCAUAUAUAUGCCGGAAGUUGGGUUAUCUAGGAGGUGUGGCCACUGUUGGGGGUCAUUUCGGCUCCGGUUCAGGUGCAUUCUGGCAGCUGAAUGUCACGUGCCUCAGGACGCGAUGGUGCAACGCUGUGAGCCAUGUAACUGACCCAUCAGCGUACAACCACAAUGACGACGCCGGCGUUAUAUGUGAUCAUAUGCUUCGGCUUACUAAAAUAAAUGAAGAUGACGAAUCUGAGAUAGCACGCCAAUCCGGAAAGCUUGAGAUAUAUCACCAAAACUCGUGGGUUCCCGUUUGUCACGACAGCUGGAGCCAAGAGGAAACGAUAGUUGUGUGCAAACAGUUAGGGUUUGUAGAAGGUGCAUCAAGGCCAGUUCAGGACAAUUCAAUAACGACUUCUGAUUGGAUGAUGAAUGUCACGUGUUCCGGACACGAAUACAGACUUGAUGCGUGCUCAUACAGUGGAUUUGUGUACAAUGGCUGUUCAUCGUCGAAAUAUGUAUAUAUUGUAUGCAGUUAAAUAUAAUUCCACUGCUUUCGAAAAUACCAGGUUGUACGUAUAAAAUGAAGCUAUUUGACUCGGACUGAUCUCUUUUGGCAGUAUUAUUGUUCGAAUUCCAUUUCCGCCAUCCAUUAGUGUGUAUAAUUAUUUGGAAAAUAUACUUCGGAAUAUGUAAAAGAAUAUUUGUUCACAGUUUUAUGUUUAGACUGAAGAGUAUAAUAUAACUGUGUAGAGUGAUGUUUUGAAACGAUUCUUCUGCUAACUUUGCUUUAGUGACUCUAUUUAAUGAGCUUUUUGUUGAUUUCAAUCUUAUGUACAUAGGCAUAUACAUACUAUUGACAUUCGAAAUAAGGCCUCUGAAUAAGAAACUUGUUUAACAUGCACAUGUCUGUUUGACAAUCAUCAAAACUCGUCCAUCUUGGACAAGUUUCGGGAUAGUCAAAUAUGUUGGAAAAAUGGCCGAGGUAUUGCGAUUGGUCUGUUUGAGUGUAUGUGUUUUGAUAUUAUAUUCAUAAAAAUGUAUUAUUUACUACAAGUUUGGUAUGAUGUUUGCUUAUAAUGUAUUACUCAUGUACCUUGAAUACCAGGUCGGAAUAAAUGACAUAUGGGCCA